This is a messenger RNA of Rhodamnia argentea, 3995 nucleotides long. RefSeq names its product disease resistance protein RPV1-like. The record is from RefSeq and is a predicted model, not a curated record. Gene Ontology annotation, molecular function: ADP binding. Gene Ontology annotation, biological process: defense response; signal transduction. Lineage: Eukaryota; Viridiplantae; Streptophyta; Magnoliopsida; Myrtales; Myrtaceae. The transcript is spliced from 8 exons. The coding region runs from base 90 to 3995 and encodes 1301 amino acids.
AUAAAGUGGUGAGCAAACUACCUCAAACAAAGAACCAAUUCUUCGGCAACUCAUUGCUCAUUGUUAACCUCCUCUCUUCCUUGAUCCCAAUGGCUUCUUCUUCUUCUUCUUCCAAACCUAGAAAGAGUUAUGACGUCUUCUUGAGUUUCAGAGGUCCAGAUGUCCGCAAUUACUUCCUUGGUCAUCUCUACACAGCUCUAGACAGGGUGGGAAUAAGCACUUACAAGGACGAUGAAGAACUGAGGAAGGGAGAGCGAAUAUCGACCGAGCUCAUGAAGGCGAUUUGGGAGUCGCGCAUAGCGGUCGUCGUUUUCUCCAAGAUCUACGCCUCUUCGACGUGGUGUUUGGAAGAGUUGGUGGAGAUCAUGGAGUGCAAGGAGCAAGGAGACCUCAUGGUCUUUCCGGUGUUUUACAAAGUGGAUCCUCGUGAAGUGAGAACACCGAGAGAGAGUUACCUAGAAGCUAUGGCUAACCAUGAGCGAAAAUUCGAGAAGGAUUUGGAGAGAGUAGGGAGAUGGAAGAAUGCUCUUUCCGAGGCUGGUAGCUUGUCCGGGUGGCAUUUUACUGAUGGAUCUAAGGUGUCAAGCCCGGGUCGACUUGACAAAAACAGAGAAAGGGAGUUGCAAGAACCGCUGGGUCACGAGAAGGCGACAGAUGCGGCAUGGUGGCAGGGGCGCGACGGUGGGGGGAACGCAAUGAGGGCGGCCGUGGGGCCAGUGGUGAAGGCGGACGGAAGCAUAUUCUUUUCUCACUUUGUCUCGGAAUAUGAAGCGGGCUUUAUACAGCAAAUCGUUGAGGAAAUCUCAACUCAAUUGGGUCGUGUGCCACUAGAUGUAGCCAAAUAUCCGGUUGGGAUAGAUUCCCGAGUACAACAGUUGAGAACAAUCUUAAAUCUAUGGUCCAAGGAUGAUGUUCUUGUGGUAGGAUUAUGGGGACAAGGAGGUGUAGGGAAGACAACCCUUGCUAAAGCCAUUUAUAAUGCUAUGUUUAGAGAGUUUCAAGGUUCUAGUUUCUCGGAACGUGUUAGAGAAAAUAGCAAAAGUCCCAGUGGUUUGGUUGCUUUGCAAGAAAAAUUGCUAUCAGAGGUAUUAUUGGGGAAGACCUUUAAGGUUUGUAGUGUUGCAAGAGGAAGUUGUUUGAUUCGAGAUAGACUCCAUAAUAAGAAAGUUCUCAUUAUCCUCGAUGAUGUUGAUGAUGCAUGGCAGUUAGAUGCUUUAGCUGGAAAUUGCCAAUGGUUCGGCAAUGGAAGUAGGAUAAUUAUCACAACAAGAGAUAAGCAUAUCCUAGUUUCUCAUGGGGUAAAUCGGGAUCAUAUGUAUGAAGUUGAAGCUCUUGACAAUAGUGCAGCUCUUGAACUUUUUAGAAAGCAUGCUUUUCAAGGAAAUCAAGAAAUAGAAAUAAGCAACAAUCUUGUUGACAGGGUUUUACAUUAUGCUAGAGGCCUUCCUUUGGCUCUUGAAGUGUUGGGUUCUUCCUUGUGUGGGAGAGGAGAAAAUCAAUGGAAAAGUACCUUGCAAAAACUUGCCAAAAGUCCCCACAAAAAAAUCAACGACGUGCUAAAGGUAAGUUAUGAUGGAUUGGAGGACUACGCAAAGGAGAUUUUUCUCGACAUUGCUUGUUUCUUCAAAGGACGAGAUGCAGAGUACAUUAAGAAAGUUCUUGAUAGUUGUGAUUUCGACACGAUUAUUGGGAUAAACAAUCUCAUUGAGCGCUGCUUGAUUAAGGAUGAGCAAGGGACCUUAGAAAUGCAUGACUUAAUACAAUCAAUGGGUAUGGAUAUCGUUAAAGAAGAAUGUCGAGAUGAUCCCGGAAAAAGCAGUAGGUUAUGGCUUUAUGAUGAUGUUCUUGAUGUUCUACAAGGAGAUGUGGGAACAGAUUCAAUAAAAGCCAUAGUGUUGAAGCUACAAAAGCCAGAAGUGAAGUAUAUCAGCCCAAGUGCUUUCACAAACAUGAGAAAGCUGAGGUUGCUCAUCCUGCAUAAUGUAGAGAAUUCUUUUUCUGGUCCCAUCCAUCUACCUAAUGAGUUAAGGUGGUUUGAAUGGCCUCGAUGUGCCUCGAUUCCAGAAUUUAGAGAUGGUCCAAAGAAGUUAGUUGGACUUGAUCUAUCGAAUACCAACAUCACACGAGUGUUGAAACAAUUUAAGUGCUUUGGAAAAUUGAAAUUCAUUAACCUCAGCAGUUGCCCGUCGCUGGUUUGUAUGCCGGACCUCUCUUGUACUCCAACUCUCAAGGAAUUGGAUCUCUCUGGUUGCGAAAACUUGGAGCGUGCCCAUGAAUCAAUUGCGUAUCAUGGAAAGUUACAGAAGUUAGAUUUAGGUAGGUGCCCCAAAUUGCAAAGAUUCCCUGAUAUUCCAAAUAAAAACAAAAGCUUGCGAGAAGUUUAUUUAAACCGGACUUCGAUUGUGGAAUUGCCUGCAUCGAUAGGAAAUCUGGUCUCUCUUGAGAAAAUGGUCCUAAAUGAUUGCGAGAAACUGACGAUCCUUCCAUCUAGCAUUUACAGAUUGCAAAAUCUUCUCGAUCUAAGGCUUACUUGCUGCUCAAAGCUAAUUAAGUUUCCGAAGGUGGAGGAGGAUUCGAGUGAUCCUCAUACAAAGACGGGAUUUCCUAUGUUGUCGGAGUUGUACCUUGGCGGGUGCCAUCUCCCAGAACUACAAGAGAUCCCUAAGGUUCCAGAGAAAUUGAGAAGCUUGGAUGCGUCUGGUUGCAAAUCUCUGAGUAGAAUUCCUUCCAACUUAUUUGAUGUGGAGGAUGUUGAGUUAUGUUCAUGUCCUGAGCUGGUCCGUAAUGGGUUGUCCGUGAAUGAUUGGUUCAUGCUUGAGGAGAAAUUUCAUGGCAAAACUCGUCACCACGCUGUUCUACCUGGAGGAGAGAUGCCAAAGUGGUUGCUCCCCAAUAAAGAAGGUUAUAUAUCGUUCGUGGUUUCAAAGGAUUUGUAUAAGAAAUUCCUCGGAGUAGCUUUCUGUUUUGUAUUUCGAGCAGAAGAAGAGAGGUAUCGCAGCUUUACGCUCAACGUAUCCGUUAAUGGUAAACACAGUAUGGAUUAUCGUCAUGAUUUCAAAUCAUUUAAUUUGGAUCAUGUGUAUCUUGGUUAUCGGAAAACAAAGGAUAUGUUGAGAGGAGAUUAUUUUGGUCCAAAUGGCCUGAGUCAUUUUCAUUUUAGCAUUAGAGUAGAUAGAGACCUACGUAGCAAGACAAUUGUCAAAAAGUGUGGAUUUCGACUAAUAUGCAAGCCAUUGGAGAAUGAUUUGGAGGUUUUGCUUCAAGAUGGUCAGUUGCUGGAUCCAGCUUUACUCUACGAGGUUGGGUAUGAAGAUAGUCAAAUGAGCUCAGAGGAGGAAAGUUCAAGUGAAACAGGAGAUUUACAAGAUAGUCAAACGAGCACCGAGGAAGAUGGUUCAAGCGAACUAGUUUACAAAGGAUUCGACAUUGCUGACUUCUCAAUUGAGAAGGACCGCUAUUCCCAUAUUGAUUCUUGUUACCGAAAAGUUCGCCCUGGAGGAGAGAUGCCAAAGGAGUUUGUCCUUGUUGAAGGCUGUGCCAUAUCAUUCAUGGCUUCACAGGACUUGUACGACAAGUUCCUAGGAUUGGUCCUCUGUGUUGUUUUCGGUGUAGAAGAUGGAAAAAAGGAAAUAUCUUUCGAUAUUGUGCCACAUGUUGGCGGCCAAAGGCGGAAUGUGCUAGCUGGAACUCUCGGUUCAUUUGAUUCGGAUCACGUGUGGAUUCAAUAUCUCGUACCAAAUGUGUUGUGGGGAAUGUUGGAGGGAGCAGUUGAUUUCAGUCAAUUUGAGGAGAGUUAUUUACAAUUUAGCCUUGCAGUCAGAGUAUCCGGGGGAACUGUGAAAAAAGUGGGAUAUUUACUAAGUUGCAGGAGAUUAGAGGAUGAUUUGAAGGUUGUGCUUGAAGAUAAUCAAUUAAUGGAUCUGGCUUCGCUCCGUGAAGAGUCGUUUGAGGCAGAAGACAUUGGCUGGAGAUUUCGUUAUUUCACACUUACGUAA